UGUAAAAUGGCGGCCGCGGCGACGGAGACGUGGUGGCUGCUGCUGCUGCUGGUUCCUCUGGGCCGGACCUUCUACGUCCCCGGGGUGGCUCCCAGAGACUUCAGGGAGGGGGAGACGGUGGACAUUAAGGCGGUGAAGCUGACCAGCUCUAGGACCCAGCUGCCCUACGAGUACUACUCCCUCCCCUUCUGUAAACCUGAGGCCGUCGUUUACAAGGGAGAGAAUCUGGGCGAGGUCCUGCGCGGCGACCGCAUCGUCAACACCCAGUACAGCGUGGAGAUGAGCCGGGACAGGAAGUGCCAGCUGGUCUGCAGCAGGAAGUUGAGCCUGGACGAGAGCAAGCUGGUGGCCGAGAGGAUCCAGGAGGACUACUACGUCCACCUGAUUGCAGACAACCUCCCGGUGGCCACCCGGCUGGAGUUUUACCCCAACAAGGAGGGAGACGAGGAGCAGAAGAAGGACGUGCAGUUUGAGCACGGAUACCGACUGGGCUUCAUGGACAACAACAAGUUCUACCUGCACACCCACCUGUCCUUCAUCCUGUACUUCCACCGGGAGAAGGUGGAGAAGGUGGAGGAGGGAGAGGAGGAGCUGCACGAGUACCGGGUGGUUCGGUUCGAGGUGCAGCCGCAGAGCGUCAAGGCUGAAGACCUGAAGGCUGCAGAGUCUGAUAAAACCUGCUCCCUCCCCGAGUUCAGCAGCUCGGCCCCCCAGGAGAUCGACCCCAGCAGGGAGAACACGGUGCUGUUCUCCUACUCCGUCCACUGGGAGGAGAGCCAGAUCAAGUGGGCGUCCCGCUGGGACACCUACCUGACCAUGAGUGACGUCCAGAUCCACUGGUUCUCCAUCGUCAACUCCGUGGUGGUCGUCUUCUUCCUGUCUGGAAUCCUCAGCAUGAUCAUCAUCAGGACGCUGAGAAAGGACAUCGCUAACUACAACCGGGAGGACGACAUCGAGGACACCAUGGAGGAGUCUGGAUGGAAGAACGUCCACGGAGACGUGUUCCGACCGCCGCAGUUCCCCAUGAUCCUCAGCUCCCUGCUGGGCUCCGGCAUCCAGCUGUUCUGCAUGAUCCUCAUCGUCAUCUUCGUGGCCAUGUUGGGGAUGUUGUCUCCGUCCAGCAGAGGAGCCCUGAUGACCACUUCCUGUUUCCUGUUCAUGUUCAUGGGGGUUUUCGGCGGAUACUUCGCCGGCCGGCUGUACCGGACACUGAAGGGCCAUCGCUGGAGGAAAGGAGCUUUCUGUACGGCGACGCUCUACCCGGCCGUCGUGUUCGGGAUCUGCUUCGUGCUGAACUGCUUCAUCUGGGGGGAACACUCGUCCGGAGCCGUCCCCUUCACCACCAUGCUAGCUCUGCUCUGCAUGUGGUUCGGGAUCUCUCUGCCGCUGGUUUACCUCGGCUACUACUUCGGGUUCAGGAAACAGCCGUACGACAACCCGGUCCGGACCAACCAGAUCCCCCGGCAGGUCCCGGAGCAGCGCUGGUACAUGAACCAGUUCGUGGGGAUCCUGAUGGCCGGGAUCCUCCCGUUCGGCGCCAUGUUCAUCGAGCUGUUCUUCAUCUUCAGCGCCAUCUGGGAGAACCAGUUCUACUACCUGUUCGGGUUCCUGUUCCUGGUCUUCAUCAUCCUGGUGGUUUCCUGCUCCCAGAUCAGCAUCGUCAUGGUCUAUUUCCAGCUGUGUGCAGAGGAUUACCGCUGGUGGUGGAGGACCUUCCUGGUGUCUGGAGGCUCCGCCUUCUACGUCCUGAUCUACGCCGUCUUCUACUUUAUUAACAAGCUGGACAUCGUGGAGUUCAUCCCGUCUCUUCUCUACUUCGGCUACACGGCCCUGAUGGUUCUGUCCUUCUGGCUGCUGACGGGAACCAUCGGCUUCUACGCCGCGUACGUGUUCGUCCGGAGGAUCUACGCCGCCGUCAAGAUCGACUGAGGCCCGCUGGCCAGUGGCCGGUAGCCGCCGGCCACUGGCCAGCGGCCACCGGCCACCGGCCGCCGUCAAGAUCGACUGAGGCCCGCUGGCCAGUGGCCGGUAGCCGCCGGCCACUGGCUACCGGCCACCGUCAAGAUCGACUGAGGCCCGCCGGCUGCUGGGCGCCGGCCGCUGGCUGCCGUCAAGAUCAACUGAGGGCGCCGGCUACCGGCCGCUGACUACCGGCUACCGGAUCUCCUCCAACCUUUCCUUUGUUUCUCUUUUGUUUUUUAAUGUAUUUUUUACGGUAAUGUGGAGCACUGACGAGUGCAGGGAACCAGAAACCCCAAACCCCCCGGAGGCCCGGCCUCCUCCCUCCUCUGGAGGGGGGUGCCGUUUCCCACGGCCCCUGAACGCAGCAGCGUCCUCCCUCCAAACACAUCUGACUCGGAGGGAGCUGCCGUUUCCCACGGCCCUCGAACGCAGCAGGACUCGGAGGGAGCUGCCGUUUCCCACGGCCCCUGAACGCAGCAGGACUCGGAGGGAGCUGCCGUUUCCCACGGCCCCUGAACGCAGCAGGACUCGGAGGGAGCUGCCGUUUCCCACGGCCCUCGAACGCAGCAGCGGCCAGAACUCUUUCAUUAUUUCUUUGUUUCUUUGUUUCUACUUCCGGCGCGUCGUCGGCCCAACUAAAGGUUUCACUUUGUGACUUUAACUUCCCUGGAAAAACCUUUCUAUUAGUUUCAUUUCUGGAUCUUUGGUUUGUGUUUGUGAACCGGUUUGUCUGCGUUUCCUUCGGUUUGUCUGCGUUUCCUUCGGUUUACCUGCGGUUCCGUGGGUUUGUCUGUCAGGCCGAUAAACUUCCUUUGUAAUGAGAGAAAAGCUGUAAAUUAAACCUGCUGUUUUUUUACUCUGUUUCUGC
Messenger RNA from Cololabis saira (Pacific saury), 2830 nucleotides. RefSeq names its product transmembrane 9 superfamily protein member 4 (gene tm9sf4). Lineage: Eukaryota; Metazoa; Chordata; Actinopteri; Beloniformes; Belonidae. Gene Ontology annotation, cellular component: membrane. Bases 7 to 1929 code for a protein of 640 amino acids. The record is from RefSeq and is a predicted model, not a curated record. The transcript is spliced from 18 exons. Gene Ontology annotation, biological process: protein localization to membrane.